AUGGAAAGAACCAGGUGUGUACAAUGCUCAGAAGGAUGGACUGGUGUCGACUGUGAUGCUAUUCAUUGCAAUGGCCAUGGAACUCCAAACUAUGACUUGACGAGUUGCCACUGCGAGAAACCUUACUCAGGUCAAUUUUGUGAGACAUUCGAGACAAAAGACAUCUAUUCCUACUACAAUCGGAUCGUCUCACGGACAGGGGCUAUCGGAGUGCUUACCUUCUGCGACCGAUUUGCAAGGAGACGUCAACGAGAACGGCUGGCGAAACAUCUCGUUGGUACAAUGAUCCUCACCUCCGGAAAGAAAGAUCAGCGAGCACUCAACCGAGAAAUCAUUUCUCAAUUGCUCUAUAAAGACUAG
Ostertagia ostertagi is the source of this 360-nucleotide messenger RNA. The record is from the annotation of a GenBank genome assembly. NCBI's taxonomy places the organism in Eukaryota, Metazoa, Nematoda, Chromadorea, Rhabditida, Trichostrongylidae.